Messenger RNA from Lontra canadensis (Northern American river otter), 1792 nucleotides. It is a transcript of the gene ZNF835, whose product is annotated as zinc finger protein 835. The coding region runs from base 278 to 1792 and encodes 504 amino acids. The transcript has 3 exons. Gene Ontology annotation, molecular function: DNA-binding transcription factor activity, RNA polymerase II-specific; RNA polymerase II transcription regulatory region sequence-specific DNA binding. NCBI's taxonomy places the organism in Eukaryota, Metazoa, Chordata, Mammalia, Carnivora, Mustelidae. Gene Ontology annotation, biological process: regulation of transcription by RNA polymerase II. Gene Ontology annotation, cellular component: nucleus. The record is from RefSeq and is a predicted model, not a curated record.
UGUCCGAGCCACCGCGGGGCCAGGGGCUGCUGGGGUCCACGACGGCUGGAGACCAAGGAGAACCUGACCCGAACCCACGGAGCUCAGGGGGAUCCCUCCACGGCCUUCGGAGCUGGCGCUGGGAGGCGAGGCAUUGGUGCUGACUAGACCCACCGGUGCAGGGUGGCCAGAGCAGGGGUCACAAACUGAGGGACGUGGACAGGACCCAAUGCUCCCAAGACCACAAGAUCCCAUCGCGGACACGUGAAGACGGGCAGUAGUAGCUCAGGAGGCGGCGAUGGAAGGACUCUUGCUCAAGGCCGCCCCCCAGGGCUCCGAGGCGGGAAAAACCUGGCAACCAGAGGGUCAGGUCAGGGAGAGCUGCCUGAAGCAACAGGCCGUGGCCCACGGGGAAGAGCCCGCCGGGCGAGCUGUGCGGGCGCAGGAUGAGCUCAGCGGGAUUCCGGGAACCGGCUCGAGCCCUCCCGGUCCCCAAACCCCCCAAACCGACAGCGGGCCCCAGAGGCGCGGGGCGCCGAGGAAGAACCGGAAGCAGAAGCAGGCCGAGUCCGGGGCGCAGGAGCGCGGGGGCGGCCCGGGGAAGCCGUGGAAGUGUGGGGACUGCGGCAAGGCCUUCAGCUACUGCUCGGCGUUCACCCUGCACCAAAGAACGCACACCGGGGAGCGGCCGUUCGCGUGCGCCGAGUGCGGCAAGGCCUUCAGCCAGAGCGUGCACCUGACGCUGCACCUGCGCACGCACACGGGCGAGCGGCCCUACGCGUGCCCCGAGUGCGGCAAGGCCUUCAGCCAGGGCUCCUACCUGGCGUCGCACUGGCGCACGCACACGGGCGAGCGGCCGCACCGCUGCGCCGACUGCGGCAAGGCCUUCGCGCGCCCCACGCACCUGGCCCAGCACCGGCGCGUGCACACGGGCGAGCGGCCGUUCGCGUGCGGCCAGUGCGCCAAGGCCUUCCGCAACCGCUCGUCCCUGCUGGAGCACCAGCGCAUCCACACCGGCGAGAAGCCGUUCGCGUGCGCGCAGUGCGCCAAGGCCUUCCGCUUCUCGUCGGCGCUCAUCCGCCACCAGCGCACGCACACGGCCGAGCGGCCCUACGCCUGCGGCCAGUGCGCCAAGGCCUUCUCGCAGACCGCGCACCUGACGCAGCACCGGCGCGUGCACACCGGCGAGAAGCCGUUCGCCUGCCCCGACUGCGGCGCGCCCUUCAGCCAGAGCGCCUCGCUGGCCGAGCACCGGCGCAUCCACACGGGCGAGAAGCCGUUCGCGUGCGCGCAGUGCGGCAAGGCCUUCACGCAGGUGUCGCACCUGAGCCAGCACCAGCGCGUGCACACGGGCGAGCGGCCCUACGCGUGCCCGGACUGCGGCCGCGCCUUCAGCAACCGCUCGCACCUGCGGCAGCACCAGCUGGCGCACACCGGCGCCAAGCCCUACAGGUGCCUGCAGUGCGGCGAGGCCUUCAGCCACGUGUCCUCCCUCAUCGAGCACCAGAAGGUCCACACGGGCGAGAGGCCCUACCGCUGCGCGCAGUGCGGCAAGGCCUUCAGCCAGGGCUCCUCGCUCACGCUGCACCAGCGCACGCACACGGGCGAGCGGCCGUACGCGUGCCCCGAGUGCGGCAAGGCCUUCAGCAACCGCUCCUACCUGAUCCAGCACCACAUCGUGCACACCGGGGAGAAGCCCUUCGAGUGCGGCGGCUGCGGCAAGGCCUUCAGCUUCUCCUCCGCGCUCAUCCGCCACCAGCGCACGCACGCCGACAGGAAGGCCUGCUCGGGCGGCCGGUGCGGCGACACCUGA